AUGUCUCGCCAAAUUGACAGGCUGCCUCAGCCAGCUAACCAGAAGCAGAUGAAGGUGGUUAUCGCCAGCUGUAGCAGAUCGGGUACCUUGGGCCUCCUCGCCGCCAUGAGAAUACUAGGAUUCAGUCCGUACCACAUGACCGAGGCUUGUUUCAGUGGUCCAGUACAUAUGAAGAUUCUAGAAGAAGCCGUCAUUGCGCAGCAUAAUCGUUUCUCGGGUAUCAAGCGAUACGAGAGGGCCGAGUUCGACAAGUGGCUGAGCGAUUAUGACUGCUUCAUUGAACUUCCCAGCUAUUUAGGCGCACAAGCCCUCGAAGUGUAUGCUGAAGACCCAGACGUCAAGUUCAUCCUAACAUAUCGUGACCCGGACAAAUGGGUGACAUCAAUGAACAACACCGUCGCCAAUGUAGUCAGAAUGGCAACUGCCUUUCCCAUGAAUGUCUUGAAACAUUUUGAUAUCAUCCUCAAACGCUUUCUCCGUCUAAAUCAAAUCAUGUGGUGGGCUAUAUCUGACGGGACAAACCCCGGUGACCCGGACAACGAGGCCAGGCUUCGUAGGAACUAUGUCGAAUAUAUCAAAUUUGCAAAAAACACGCUCCCGAAGGACAGGACAUUGUUGAUUAAACUGGAGGAGGGUCUUGGCUGGGAGCAAAUCUGUCCAUUUUUGGACCUGCCAAUUCCCGAUGAGAAAUAUCCGCGCGGAAAUGAGCCAGAGAAAUUUCGAAUGCUGUUAGAACAGCACUUGAAGCCCAGAAUUCAACUAGCUGUAUUGAAGGUUGGAGCGCUGGCUGUGACUGCCUUUGGAAUAGUAGGCUAUGUUGGGUGGAGCAGAUAG
Aspergillus bombycis is the source of this 834-nucleotide messenger RNA. RefSeq lists its product as uncharacterized. The transcript has 4 exons. Lineage: Eukaryota; Fungi; Ascomycota; Eurotiomycetes; Eurotiales; Aspergillaceae. The record is from RefSeq and is a predicted model, not a curated record. The coding region runs from base 1 to 834 and encodes 277 amino acids.